Molecule: messenger RNA, 840 nt
Organism: Heterotrigona itama
Lineage: Eukaryota; Metazoa; Arthropoda; Insecta; Hymenoptera; Apidae
Source: the annotation of a GenBank genome assembly
AUGGAAAAUGUAAUUCUUUUUAUUCCAUUUAGUGCAUUGUUUCCUGUAUCAAACCGGCAAUUACUUUUUUGAUACUUUUUUCGUAAAAAAAAAAAACAUUUGAUCGAUUACGAUAGCGAUAGAUAUAUAGGAAAUACCGAUACGUUUAGUGUUAAUCGUUAUCGCUUGAAAAACUCGUCCGGUCUUUGUAGAAGUUGAAAAUUGAAUUGAGUCGUCUCGGUACAAUAAUUUACCAAGCAGCGAUCGCCUCGAGAGAAUAACGAUCCCCGUAAUCGUUUUUAUGUGCAAUACAAUGUUUUCUCACGAUUUUGCAGAGUCCAACACCGCCGCAGUACGUUUUCUGGUAUCACAAUAAUCGAAUGAUAAAUUACGAUACUACGCGAGGCAGCAGCGUAACCGUACAAACCGAUUCCAGUUCGACUCAAAGUCGGCUGACGAUUUACCAUGCGGUGGAAUCGGACACAGGCAAUUAUACGUGCAGCGCCUCGAAUACCAAGCCGGCAUCCAUCUAUGUCUUUGUCACAGAAGGUACACGACAAUUCAACAAUUUUCUCCCCGUCCCAAACAAUAAGACAAUUAAUCGUUUCUUUUCGUUGCGAAGCUUUUCUUUAUUUUUACGCCGGAGGACCUUUUCUCUAUCCAACAACGUGUUACUUCUGUCAUUUCGACUCACGUGUAUAAAUCUCUCUGAACAAAUUAAUUCAUAAACAUGUAUCAAAUCUUUUUGUGAAACAAAUUUCACUGAUUGUAAUUAAUUUGAACUGUGUUUCAGGUGACAAAAUGGCUGCCAUACAGCGCCGCAAGACGUCGGCCGCGGUGAAAAAUCUCUGUGAAUUGCUA